Dovyalis caffra is the source of this 855-nucleotide messenger RNA. The record is from the annotation of a GenBank genome assembly. Lineage: Eukaryota; Viridiplantae; Streptophyta; Magnoliopsida; Malpighiales; Salicaceae.
AUGGCAAAGGACGUUGAAGUUGCAGAGCCUGGAGAGUCAGUGAAGGACUACCAGGACCCACCUCCAGCUCCAUUGAUUGAUUUUGAGGAGCUAGGACAGUGGUCGUUGUACAGGGCUCUUAUUGCAGAAUUCAUUGCCACCCUUCUCUUCCUUUAUGUCACAGUUCUGACUGUUAUUGGGUACCAAAGCCAAACUGACCCAGAAAAGGGCCAGGAUGCUUGUGGUGGUGUUGGCGUUCUUGGUAUUGCCUGGGCUUUUGGUGGCAUGAUUUUUAUCCUUGUUUACUGCACUGCCGGUAUCUCUGGAGGACACAUUAACCCAGCAGUGACCUUUGGUCUGUUCUUGGGACGCAAGGUAUCGCUCAUCCGGGCUGUUUUGUACAUGGUGGCACAGUGCUUGGGUGCAAUCUGCGGUUGUGGUUUGGUCAAGGGCUUCCAAAAGUCUUAUUACAAUCACUAUGGAGGUGGAGCCAACGAGCUGGCCUCAGGGUACAACAAGGGCACUGGAUUGGGUGCUGAGAUCAUUGGCACUUUUGUUCUUGUCUACACUGUCUUCUCUGCCACUGAUCCUAAGAGGAAUGCAAGAGACUCCCAUGUUCCUGUAUUGGCACCUCUCCCCAUUGGAUUUGCUGUGUUCAUGGUUCACCUUGCCACAAUCCCAAUUACUGGUACUGGCAUCAACCCUGCUAGGAGUUUCGGAGCUGCUGUCAUCUUUAACCAAGAUAAAGCCUGGGAUGACCAUUGGCUCUUCUGGGUUGGACCGUUCAUUGGAGCUGCCAUUGCUGCUUUCUACCACCAAUACAUUCUUAGAGCAGGAGCUAUUAAGGCUCUAGGAUCCUUCAGGAGCAAUGCUUAA